AUGGCAGACCACCUCCCCCCCGAACUCUCCGCGCAACUGCGCCAACUGGACAUCGACCUCGAAGAAGGCGACAUCACGCGGAAAGGAUACGAGAAGAGGCGGGCGAUGAUUCUGGCGCAGUUUUUACCGGCCGCGGUGAAUGAGGGACAAGAUGGGAGGACGGGGAGUAUGCUCAGCCACGAACAGGCGCAAGCACAAUUGUCACAAGUCGGAGGAGGAGGACAUUCGAGACAGACGAGUCGAGGGAGUGUCAUUCCCGCGGGACCGUUUAUGCAGGAUUAUUCAUCAGGAGGUCCGGGAGAUGGGUAUGCGGGGCAGCAACAAUAUGAUGGACGAGGAGGGGAGGGAUUCGAGCCGCCGAGCCAGGUGCAGCGGUUUCAAGAGCAGCAGUUGGGAAUGGUGCCGCCGCCGAGGGCUCAGGCUUCGCAGCAGUUCGCUCAGCAACAACAACAGUCGCAACGGCAGAGUUCGUUUAGUAUGCUGCAACCUGCUCCACAGGGGAAUCGGCCGGGGAGUAAUCACAGUCGGUACAGUUCGAUGGUGAGGGAUGAUUAUGCUUUCAACCCGGAUGCGAAGACGCCAGGAGGAGGAGGAGGAUGGGGAGGGAGUGAGGCUGGGAGCAGGAUGAGCACGAUGCUGGACUCUCAACAGGGAUAUUUUUCGGAUUUCGCGGGACAGCAACUCGCGGAUCAGAGGCCGCGGGAGAGUUAUGGUGGACCGCAGAGGUAUAGCAUGGGCGAAGCCUUUUCUCCCACGGCGAUGAUUCCGCCUCCGUUGAUGAGGGAUGAUCUACCGAGUGCGCAUGUUCAUCAAUUACCACUGGAGCCGAGAGAUGUGCCUUUUGCCGUGCACGAUCCGCAUAACAGCAGUAUUCCCAUGUCGAACUUCGACAACAUUGGAGCAGUCCUGCGACAUCGAGGAAAAAUGCAAGCCCGCCAACCAGCGUACUGGGUUCUGGACUCCAAGGGCAAAGAAACAGCGAGCAUCACCUGGGAUAAAUUUACCUCUCGCGCGGAGAAAGUCGCCCAAGUCAUCCGGGACAAGUCGAAUCUCUACCGCGGCGACCGCGUAGCUCUCGUAUACCGCGACACGGAGGUCAUCGAAUUCGCCAUCGCGUUGAUGGGAUGUUUCAUCGCGGGGGUAGUGGCCGUACCGAUCAACAAUGUCAACGACUAUCAGAAACUAUCCCUCCUCUUGACCACCACGCAAAGUCACCUCGCCCUCACGACGGAUAACAAUCUCAAAGCCUUCUCGCGGGACAUUUCAAAUCAGAAAUUGAAGUGGCCGACGGGCGUGGAGUGGUGGAAAACAAACGAGUUCGGGUCCUAUCAUCCGAAAAAGAAGGAUGGAGAUGCACCGUUGCAGGUCCCGGAUUUGGCGUAUAUUGAGUUCUCGAGAGCGCCGACGGGGGAUUUGAGAGGAGUGGUGUUGUCGCAUCGCACGAUCAUGCAUCAGAUGGCGUGUUUAUCCGCGAUGGUGGCAACGAUUCCGACGACUUCGGCGAAGGAUGUGGAUACGUUUUCGAGUACGCUGAGGAGCACGGAUGGGAGUUAUAUUGUCAAUCGACCGGGACGGCAUGAGACGAUCAUGAGUUACCUGGAUCCGAGGGAGAGUUGUGGACUUAUUUUGGGCGUACUGUUGGGGGUUUAUGGCGGCCAUACGACGGUCUGCUUUGAGAGCAAGACGGUCGACACACCGGGUUUGUAUGCCCAUCUGAUCAGCAAGUAUCGCGCGACGAUCAUGGUGGCGGAUUAUCCCGGACUGAAGAGAGCGGCGUAUAAUUACCAGCAGGAUCCCAUGGCGACGCGGAAUUUCAAGAAGAAUAUGGAGCCAAAUUUUUCCAGCGUCAAGAUUUGUCUGAUUGACAGUCUGACGGUCGACGCGGAGUUUCACGAUAUCUUGGCGGAUCGAUGGUUGAAACCGAUGAGGAAUCCGCGCGCGAGGGAAUUGGUCGCGCCCAUGUUGGCGUUGCCGGAACAUGGCGGGAUGAUCAUUUCCGUCCGGGACUGGCUGGGAGGGGAAGAGAGGAUGGGGUGUGAUCUCACACUGAUGAGGGAAGAGGAGGAUGUCGAAGGGGAUAGUGAUGACAAUGUUCCUGAGAGUCCGAGCACGGCGAAUAAUUACACCAGUCUGCUGGAUAGCACACAUUCUGGGAAAGGACGCAAGGCGGUUGCGUCGUCGCAGAGUAAGAGGGGACGCACCGAGUUGAGCGAAGUCCUGCUGGACAAGGAGAGUUUGAAGACGAAUGAGGUGGUUAUCAUCGCGAUGGGGGAGGAGGCGGUGAAACGAGCCAAUGAACCUGGGACGGUGAGGGCGGGUGCGUUUGGAUAUCCCAUUCCGGACGCGACAUUGGCGCUCGUGGAUCCGGAGACGAAUUUGUUGUGUGCUCCCUUCACGGUCGGCGAGAUCUGGGUGGACUCACCGAGUUUGAGUGGAGGUUUCUGGGCGCUGCCGAAACAUACCGAGACGAUUUUCCACGCGCGGCCGUAUCGAUUUGUGGAAGGAUCCCCGACGCCGGUAUUGGUGGAGCCGGAGUUCCUCCGCACGGGACUUCUGGGGUGUGUGAUUGAAGGCAAAGUCUUCGUCUUGGGACUGUACGAAGACCGGAUACGACAGCGAGUAGAAUGGGUCGAACACGGCGCGCACGAAGUCGAACACCGAUAUUUCUUCGUCCAACACCUCGUCGCGAGCGUGAUGAAGACGGUGCCGAAGAUUUACGACUGCUCCGCGUUUGACGCGCAUGUGAAUGGCGAGUAUCUCCCCAUCAUCCUCAUCGAGACGCAAGCGGCGAGCACGGCGCCGACGAAUCCCGGUGGUCCGCCGCGGCAACUGGAUAUUCCUUUCCUCGACUCGUUGAGUGAACGGGUCAUGGAGGUGUUGUAUCAGGAACAUCAUUUGCGGGUGUAUUGCGUGAUGAUGACGGCGCCGAAUACGCUUCCCCGAGUGAUUAAGAAUGGGAGGAGGGAUAUCGGGAAUAUGCUCUGUCGGAAAGAAUUCGAUAAUGGGAAUUUACCCUGUGUGCACGUCAAAUUUGGCGUGGAGCGCGCGGUGCAGAAUUUGCCGCUGGGUGAUGAUCCGGCGGGAGGGAUCUGGAGUCCCAUGGCGAGUCAGGUCAGGCAGGAUAUGUUGGCCAUGCACUCGGAUAAGCAGUACUCGGGGGUCGAUCACAGGGAGGUGGUGAUUGACGACCGAACGAGUACCCCGCUGAACCAAUUCAGCAAUAUCCACGAUCUGAUGCAGUGGCGGGUGACUCGCCAGGCGGAGGAAUUGGCGUACUGCACGAUUGAUGGACGAGGAAGGGAAGGGAAAGGUGUGAACUGGAAGAAAUUCGACCAGAAAGUCGCGGGCGUGGCGAUGUACCUCAAAACAAAGGUCAAAGUCCAACCGGGCGAUCACCUCUUGUUGAUGUACACCCACUCGGAAGAUUUUGUCUACGCGGUCCACGCGGCGAUGUGUCUGGGAGCCGUGGCGGUCCCGAUGGCGCCUAUCGACUCGAAUCGCUUGAACGAGGACGCCCCGGCAUUGCUGCAUAUGAUCGCCGACUUCCGCAUCAAAGCCAUCUGCGUGAACGCGGACGUGGACGCGUUGUUGAAGCAAAAGGUCGUCAGUCAGCAUUUGAAGCAGUCGGCGUUGAUAUUGAAGGUCAACCUGCCGCCGACAUUCAACACGAGUAAACCGCCGAAACAAUCCCACGGAUGUCGAGACUUGGGACUGACGAUUCGACCCGCGUGGAUCGGAGCGGGGUAUCCCGUUGUGAUUUGGACGUACUGGACGCCGGAUCAGAGACGUAUUGCCGUCCAACUGGGGCAUAAUACAUUGAUGGCGCUGUGUAAAGUGCAAAAGGAGACGUGUCAGAUGACGUCGACCCGGCCGGUGUUGGGGUGUGUGAGGAGCACGAUGGGACUGGGAUUCUUGCAUACCUGUCUCAUGGGUGUGUUCCUCGCCACGCCGACGUAUCUCGUCAGUCCGGUGGACUUUGCGGGGAAUCCGAAUAUUCUCUUCCAGACGCUGGCGAGGUAUAAGAUCAAAGACACGUAUGCGACGUCGCAAAUGCUGGAUCACGCGAUUGCGCACUCCGCUGGAAAAGGACUGCAUUUACAUGAGUUGAAGAACCUGAUGAUUGCGACCGAACAACGCCCCAAAGCAGAUGUGUACAACCGCGUACGCCUCGCUUUCGCGCACUCCGCGCUCGACAAGACGGCCAUCAACACGAUUUACUCGCAUGUGCUGAAUCCCAUGGUCGCGAGCCGGAGUUACAUGUGCAUCGAGCCGAUUGAGCUCUACCUCGACCCUGCAUCCCUGCGGCGAGGACUGGUGGUUCCCGUCGACCCGGACCAGGAACAAUUCGCGUUGCUGGUGCAGGAUUCCGGUAUGGUGCCCGUGAGCACGCAAAUCAGUAUCGUCAACCCGGAGACGAAUCGCCUCUGUCUCGUCGGCGAGUACGGGGAGAUAUGGGUGCAGUCGGAAGCGAACGCUCACUCGUUUUAUGGGACGAAAGAUGCGUUUGAUGCGGAGCGGUUCAAUGGACGGACGGUGGAUGGAGACCCCGGGGUGAGGUAUGUUCGUACGGGAGACUUGGGGUUCUUGCAUAGUGUCAGCCGACCGAUUGGCCCGGGCGGGAAUAUGGUGGAGAUGCAGGUGUUGUUCGUCCUGGGGAGUAUCGGGGAGACGUUUGAGGUGAAUGGCCUGCAGCAUUUCCCGAUGGAUGUCGAGGCGAGUGUGGAACGAUGUCAUCGCGCGCUCGUCCGGGGAGGGUGUGCGAUUUUCCAAGCGGGGAGUUUGCUCGUGUUGAUUGCGGAGGUGAGGACGCGCGCGUUCCUGGCGAGUCUGGUGCCGAUUAUUGUCAACACGGUGUUGAAUGAGCAUCAACUCGUCCUGGACAUCGUGGCGUUUGUCGCGUUGGGGGAUUUUCCGAGGAGUCGGUUGGGGGAGAAACAGAGGGGGAAAAUUCUCGCGAGUUGGGUGAGUCGCAAGAUGAGAACCAUUGCGCAAUUCUCGAUCCGCGACCCGGAUGCGGAGGGGAGUGUGGGCACUGCGGUGCCGGAAGAGGCGGCGUUGGUGAGGAGGCAUAGUGGUCCCGCGACGAAUGGGAGUAGCUCUGUGCAUAAUGGGUCGAGUUUGAGACAGAUGGAGAGCGCGCAGGAACUUGGUAGGUCUGGUGGUGGGGAGGGAGGAGGGUUGAUGCCGCCGCCUAUGCCGGAGGAUCAUCUCAUGUUGCAGACGCAUCCGGCGGUGAUGAGCAGAGGGGACGAUGUGGUGACGCCGACGGGGGAGACGCCGAGGCCGCUGGCACUGAAUACCACGCUGGAGUACUCGCCUGUGAACUUUUCGUUGACGCCGGGGGAGGGCGAUAGGAGGGGUCCGCCGCCUAGUGGACCGAAUUGGGGACUGGACGAUGAGUUGGAUUUACCCACGCCGGAUAGUUAUGGGAAAGGGUUGAUGGGCGAGGAUGCGUUCCGGCAUGGGUAUCCGGAGUAUCCUUCUGGGGGGGAUGGCGGGUAUGAUACCGAGAGUCCGGUGGAGAUGCCUCGACCACUGGGAGGGGGGUUGAGGGUGGCGAAUGCGGGGAGGAGGGAUAGUAGUAGUAGUGGUAGUGAAGAGGGGAUUGGAGGAGGGGAAAAGGGAGGGGAUGAUUGGGCGGGGGAGGCAUUGAGGGAUUUGAGGAUUGAGAAGUAG
Molecule: messenger RNA, 5676 nt
Organism: Zymoseptoria tritici IPO323
Lineage: Eukaryota; Fungi; Ascomycota; Dothideomycetes; Mycosphaerellales; Mycosphaerellaceae
Product: AMP-binding protein
Exons: 1
Coding region: 1-5676 (1891 amino acids)
Cellular component (GO): cytosol
Source: RefSeq, a predicted model, not a curated record